Siniperca chuatsi (mandarin fish) is the source of this 1806-nucleotide messenger RNA. It is a transcript of the gene ino80b, whose product is annotated as INO80 complex subunit B. The record is from RefSeq and is a predicted model, not a curated record. Gene Ontology annotation, biological process: chromatin remodeling. Bases 240 to 1256 code for a protein of 338 amino acids. The transcript is spliced from 6 exons. Gene Ontology annotation, cellular component: Ino80 complex. NCBI's taxonomy places the organism in Eukaryota, Metazoa, Chordata, Actinopteri, Centrarchiformes, Sinipercidae.
AAUUUUAAUCUGUUACGGUUAAAAUUGCCCCCAGGUUUGCAGUAUGUGUCACGUCUUUUUCUUUCAAACUGGUAACUCAAGUCUGUUUUGCGAUGGGAUGUAUAACGUUAGCUGUAAGCGUUGAAUUCAUGCUAGCAAAUAAAGCUCUGUUUCCUGGAAGACUUUGAGAUUUCUGCUGCUAUGUAGAGCUACAGACUGGCUGUCCCGUCCUUGGUCUUUACAUCCCUGUCGUCGUUUAAAUGGGGAAAAGGAAAGACAUGAUUCACCCCAGGUUUCUCGGUGAGGGCAACUCUAGCCUGCACAGCGUUCACAAGCGGAAACACAAAAAACACAAGAAGCACAAGAGGAAGCACCACAGCUUCGCCGAGUCCCCGGAGCCCGAGCCUGUCGUGGUUCCUCGGCCUCCUCCGCAGCUCCGACUCAAGAUCAAACUGGGAGGACAGACGCUGGGGACCAAGAGUGUUCCCACCUUCACCGUGCAUCCCGGUGUGGCUUGUCCUCCCUCUCCCUUGAUGAUCAUUGAUAAUGACGUUGAUGAUGACGAUGAUGAUGAAGAUGAUGAUGAGGACGACGACGAUGAGCCCUCUGUGCCUCUGGAGCAGUAUCGGGCCUGGCUGGAUGAAGACAGCAACCUGGCCACGUCCCCUAUGCCAGACAUGGAUUCAGACUCCAUGCUGAGCAGGCCUGUGGACGAGGAGGAGAGGUGGCUGGAUGCUCUGGAGAAGGGAGAGCUCGACGACAACGGAGAGCUGAAGAAGGAGGUUGACGAGUCUCUGCUCACAGCCAGACAGAAAGCCCUGCUACACAAGCAGCAGAGCCAGCCUCUCCUGGAGCUCCCCAUGGGUUACAAGGAGAAAGAGAUGACCGCAGAGAUGAUGCAAAAGCGGGAGGAACGAGCCCGAAAGAGACGCCUGCAGGCCGCCAAGAAGGCAGAAGAGAACAAGAACCAGACAAUAGAGAGACUGACGAAAACCAGCAAGGCCAAGAUCAAAAGCAUGAAAGACAGGAAGUCCAAGCUUAGUCAGUGUCCCAUGGUCCGGUACAGCGACUCCGUCCAGGGCCUGGCCAUCUCCUUCCCCACCGGGGUCCCCACUCCGGUCCCGACGCCUCCCUGCCCUCCACCGGCAGCCCCAGUGAACUGCGGAGUCAGCGGCUGCACCAACUUCAAGAAGUACUCCUGCUCAAAGACCGGGGUUCCUCUCUGCAGCCUCGAGUGUUACAAGAGGAACCUGCUGCUUGUUCAGAGCGCAGCUUGAAGGGCAGAUUAUAUUCCAAAUGGACGCAGAUGUAGUUCUGUUUAUACUACAUUGGGAUGUGACGGCGGUCUGCACAGUCCAGUGGUCAUAAAAGUUUCAUGACAUUUACGUUACACGGAUGCUCGUGGCUACACAGAUGUGGAAAAACAUAAAUCUUUUCAGGACUCAGAAUCUGAGUGUAGUGUGGAUUUACUUUUUAUCUAUUUUUUCUUUGGCUGUGUCAUUAAUAAUAAUGGUUUUCCAUGCAGUGAUGCUGGUUACACAAUUCAAUUAUGUAUAUUAUAAAAUGUUAAGAUAAAAAAAAAAUCGGUGUACCAGUCAAUCACCCAUAAUACAAUAUUUAUGAUUUCCAUUUGAGCAGUGUCCAUUUGUUGAUAAAAAUGAAUAUUUCCGAACAAGUUUGGAGAAAGAGUAGCAUUGUUUCCACUAGCUUGGACUAUUUUUCAUUUUGUCAAUAAUGUAAAAAUGAUGUUUAGAAACUGACAAAGGUCGUCAACGACAAGCAAAUUUGUUUUGAAAGAAUAAAAGAGAAACUGUAUUGCUUCUUUAA